AAGUAUAUGUACACCAGUUCAGUGAUAAGGUCAAAUUUGUCAAUUUUUGUAGAACAUCGAGGUAAUUAUAUGACUAUGUAUUUAUACCUGUAUAUUGAGAAAUUUUGUUUUUUUUUUAAAUUUGCCCAUGAAAAAGUACAGUAUUAAAGUACUCUAUAAUGGGAUGGGAAAAGUAAUACAUAUCCUUUAAAUACACAAAAUUUCUUGUUAAAAAAAAAAAAAUUCCUAUAUCCCUAUAUAUUAGCCUCAUUUGAUUUUUUUUCUUUUGGGUGUUCCACUCAAUUUACCUUUUGGGCUAAUAUGAAUUCGGGAUCAAUUCUGCGUGUUUAGGUUCCAAUCCUCUCUCAAUUGUUAUUGCGGGAGAUUCAUUUGAAUUUUAAUCGUGUUUAAAACAUGUCUAUAUCGACUAUAUGCGAAUUUCGACAAUUAUGUUGUUUUUUUUUUUUUAGGAAAAUGAUUAUAUUGUUUCUUAUAUAAAAGUGGUCAUUUGUUGUCAAACUUUUAAAAAUUUGACUCACAUAAUUGUAAAUGGGGAUAGAGAUUAUAUUUUUAAUUUUAUGGAAAGAAAUCCCAUAAAAUAAAAUCCCACACGAUUUGGUAAAAAAAAAAAAAUCCCACACGAUUUCAUUUACCCUACACGUGUCAAAUUCUCAUUUGCCAUAAAACAUUAAAAAAUGUUGGAAUUUGACAAAAAAUAACGAAAAUCGAGAGUCCAAUUUCUUGUAAACUGCGUUCAAUUUAAAACCCCUGUUUCACUCUCAACUCAAACACCAACACAGAGAGAAAGACAAACUAAAGAACGCUCCUCCUCCUGCCAUUCUUUUUUCAGGAAAAAAAGUGAAGGACGAAAGACAAAGAAAUGGAGACAAAGAAGCAAUCUUCUCAUUGUUGGUGGUUUGACAGUUACAAUAGUGCAAAGUGUUCUCCUUGGCUUGAAUCUACUGUUACAGAGCUCAAUGAGAAGACAGAUUCAAUGAUGAAGCUAAUAGAGCAAGAUGCUGAUUCCUUUGCACAGCGUGCAGAGAUGUAUUACAAGAAAAGGCCAGAGCUUAUAAGCAUGGUGGAGGACUUUUAUCGGGCUCACAGAUCACUAGCUGAAAGAUACGAUCUACUUAAGAGUGAUCGUGGUGCUCGUGUUAGGUCCCCCUUGAGAAGUUCACUCUCACUACCAAAGGAGGAAUACGAAUAUGUGCUUGACUCUGCUACUAACUCAGUUAAAUCUUUUGAUAGCUUUGCUGAGGCGACAUACAGUUCUGAGGAGUUUGCUGAGUCUGAAAUAGAUGAUCCUGAUCAUGAAGAUGAAGUUGUGCAAAUUGAUCAGGAGACAGCAAAGCCAUUUUCUGGUGGGGCUAGUUAUGAUGAGCUGAUGAAACUGAGGGAUGAAUUGGAUCGAUUGCGAGAAGAGAAUGAGAAUCAGAACAACAUUAUCAAGCAGAAAGAUGGGGAAAAAGAGGAGUUAGUAAAGCAGUUGUCAGACAAUAUCAGUAAGCUGCGGGAGAUGAGGGACGAAAUGGCUGCAGUUAAGGAAGAUAAUUUGUUUGUUGUGAUGAAGCAAACUAGUGAAGUAUUAGUACCAUUUGACGAGGUGACAAAGUUAAAGGACGAAAUGGAGAGUCUAAAGGUAGAGAACAUGAAACAAAAGGAACUGGUGAAGAAGAAAGCGGAUGAGGUAAUUGAGGUAACGAAGAAGUUUGAGGAGGCAAAAUUUGAGUUAAUGAAGUUUGAGGAAGAAGCAGAGACUAAAAAUAGGUACUUGAAGGAUGCACUUGUUCUAAAAGAGGAAGAAAACAUAGAAGUUGCAAGGCAAUUUGAGGAGGCAAAGUCUGAGUUAGCGAAGUUGAGAGAAGAUAUAAAAAAAGAGAACGGGCAGACAAAGAAUGAAGAGAAGCAAGAGGCAAUCAGGCACCUGAAGGAUGCACUUGUAGAAAAAGAUGAGGAGAAACACGAGGCAAUUAGGAAGCUAAAGGAUGCACUGAUAGAAAAAGACUUGGAGAAAAGAGAUGCGAUAAGGCAGCUGACUGAUGCACUUGUAGAAAAAGAUACCGAGAAAAAAGAGGCAAUUAGGCAGCUGAAGGAUGCACUUGCAGAAAAAGAUGAGCAGAAACGUGAGGCGAUUAGGCAGCUAAGUGUAGCCAUGGAAAUCCUCAGGGAGGAGAGUAAGAUGCUUAAGAAGUCAAUCGUCGAUAUUUCCCCCAAGAAAAAGAACGCUGACUACCAAAUUUUCAAGGGUGUUAAUCUGGGUAAAUUGUUCAAUUUAUCUUCGAGCAGCCAACCUCUGAAGUAAACUGACAUCAUAUGAACAUAUUAGCACAUCUAGAACACAGUUUUGUUCCAGCAGGCAUAGGUUUGAUCUGAAAUCUAGAUUAAGAUAAGGAUUAUGCUACUAGGUUGUAUAAUAUGUUACUGUAGGGUACAUAUUCUCGAAUAUUUUGUCAGAUUGUGAAAUUGCAGCUUGUAUUCAUAUAUCUUUAUAUAA
Chenopodium quinoa (quinoa) is the source of this 2476-nucleotide messenger RNA. RefSeq names its product protein NETWORKED 4B-like. The transcript has 3 exons. Gene Ontology annotation, molecular function: actin binding. Bases 860 to 2284 code for a protein of 474 amino acids. Lineage: Eukaryota; Viridiplantae; Streptophyta; Magnoliopsida; Caryophyllales; Amaranthaceae. The record is from RefSeq and is a predicted model, not a curated record. Gene Ontology annotation, cellular component: vacuolar membrane.